This is a messenger RNA of Pyricularia pennisetigena, 447 nucleotides long. RefSeq lists its product as uncharacterized. NCBI's taxonomy places the organism in Eukaryota, Fungi, Ascomycota, Sordariomycetes, Magnaporthales, Pyriculariaceae. Bases 1 to 447 code for a protein of 148 amino acids. The record is from RefSeq and is a predicted model, not a curated record. The transcript has 2 exons.
AUGGCAUCCUCGCCCAACGAGUCGAGCCCUCUAUUGCCUGAUCCCAACAAGGAGCCCACGAAACGAGCCGAGAUGAGCGCGUCGAUGUACUGGCGCGUCGGAGCCGUCUACGGCGCCACGGCCGUGGCAAUGGGUGCCUUUGGCGCCCACGGGCUCAAGAAACGCAUCACGGACCCGCAGAAGAUUGCGAGCUGGGCCACGGCGGCUCAUUACCAGCUGCUUCAUUCCGGCGCUGUCAUGCUGGCAUCCGCGGUUGGAAGCGGAAACCCCAUGGCGGCCGGCCUCUUCACGGCGGGUAUGACCAUGUUCAGCGGCAGCAUCUACGCCUUGAUCCUCGAUCCGGAGAGAUUCAAGUUCCUUGGUCCCGUGACACCCAUCGGAGGAAUUUGUCUUAUCACUGGCUGGAUUGCAUUGGGCUUCUUCACCAAGCGUGGUCUGCGUCUAUGA